AUGAUAGAAGAAGGAUGUAUUGAGUGUACAGAUAAGGAUACAUCCUUAUGUGUUCGUGCCAAAUGUGUAACAGGAAAAUGGUUAACAAACAGACCUAGACGAGGACCAGAAGUAAUGUGGGGGCCAGGUGAUAUAGGGGCAGAUUUAAAGAAACUGUCUAAUGCUAUGACCACUAAUAGUGAAUCUAUGGGGGAUGAAUGUCAAGACUUUGCGGGGAAGAUUAGUACAAAUAAUAGUGCUCAUAAAAAGGCAUGUGAAUACAUUGUUAAAGGUUUAAGACAUACAUACAAAAUUGAGAAAGAAAGAGAGGAGAAUGCCGAAGAUAACCAAUUAUUUAAGAGAACAAUGUCAUGCGCUUUAUUGAAUGCCUACGCUGAUCUCCUUCAAGAGAAAGCAAAGGACACAUGCCCCAUCACAGAUCAAAAUAUAAAAGAUAUGUUUAGUAAAGGGAAUGAAAAGAAGGAAGAUUGGUGCAAAGAGGGGGGUGGCGAUUGUGUUGAAUGUAGAAGGGAUAAGACCUAUGAAAGCUGCAUGAUAGGGGAUAGUAAAAAUCAAACCAAUGUAAAGAGCAAAGUAAAUCAAAUGCUCAACGAGGACCAAGGAAUACAGAAAACUCUAUCUACUAUAGAUAUUUUAUGUAAAGACUGCAGCAAGGAAACUGGAUUAUGUGCUCGCGUAGAUUGCGUAACAAAGAAAUGGGGUGUACACAAAGGAAAGAGUCCAACCUGGGAAAACAUGCAGAAGGACAUCGAGCGGAGGGCCAAAGAUAUGUUUGAACAUAUAUUUAAGAAUAGCAAAAAUAUGGAACCUUAUUGCAGUAAACUUUCAAAUGAAGAUAGUAGAAUAGUCACGGACCCAGAGAUAAAAGCAUGCCAUUACAUUACUGCAGGAUUAAAACAUAUGUACGAAAUUCAAGAUGAUAAGAAGGAUAAGGUGGAUGAGAAAAGGAAGGCUAAAGACGAUAGAAUAUUUAAACAAACUAUGGAGUGCCUUUUAUUAAAUGCUUAUGCAGAUGAAUUGAGAAAGCAUGUUACAUCUCCCUGUGAGGUCAGUGAGCAAACAAUAAAACAAGCAUUUAAUAGAGGGAAUGGGCAAAUUACGAAAUGGUGUAAGGAAGGGCCGAGUAAUUGUAUUAGGUGUGAAUGGGAUGCAGAAUAUAAAAAUUGCCAAAUAGGCAAAAGCGGAGAAGAAGAAGAACAACAAGUAGGGCCUAAGUUGCAUAAUCUGCUCAGUCAGAAUAAAGAAAAAGAAAAUUUAGAUCAAGGUAUAAGUUCCAUAAAGAACUUAUGUGAUCGUGCACAAUGUGCAAUAACACAAAGGACCAGAGACAGAAGAACAGAGGGCACAGCGAACUGGGAGAAUCAAAUUUGGGAUACAGACGUCAAGAAUAGACUGAUAGAACUAUCUAAGGCUAUGGCCCAAGGAAAUGGAAUCGACGCAAGUUUAUGUGAACAAAUUCCGGAUGGAAAUAAUGCAACUCCAGGGUCUCAUAAAAAGGCAUGCCAAUACAUCACUAAAGGUUUACAGCAUAUUUAUGGUAUUGGGGUGGAUAACAAGGACAAACCUGAUCACAAAGAGAAUAAUCGAAUAUUUAAACAAACCAUGACCUGUCUAGCAUUAAACGUAUUCGCAAAUGAAAUACUGGGUGAAAAAUGUUCUAUCCAGAAAGAAGAAAUAAAAAAAGCGUUUGAGGCCGGUGGAAGUCCUUAUAACCAAUUGUGCCCUAAAGGUAGUAUGUGUGAAAAAUGUGAGUGGGACGAAUGUGCAGAUUUUAUAAUUGUAGGGCAGGGCAAACGGCCAAAAAUAAAAGGGGAACUCGAAAAGAAUAAAGACAUAAACCAAAUUCUAGAGAAAAUCUGUCCAAAAGACGAACCACAAGCUGCGGCUAAACCAGCGGCCACUAAACCAGCACCAUCAGCACCUGAAGGCAGGAAUGACAGUUCAGCAGGGGAGGAUAUUCCACCAGCACCAGGACCAGUUUCCCAGGAACCACAGCAAGUAGCAAAGAAAACAGAGGAAAGUCCAGAUGCAGGGACAGGUACUACAAACGUUCAGGAUGAUAAGUUAAAUGGUCAAAAAGAUCCAGAACAUCAAGUUGGUGGUGGUGGUACUGGUUUAGGGAGUGGUAGUGCUGAUGCAGGUGAUGCUGUCAGUACUGGUCUUCUAGGUGAUCCAAGUGUUGGUACAGUUCCUCAGGGUGGUAGUGCUGGUGUACUGGGUGGCUUGGUACCUGGUGCUCGUGGUGUCGUACCUGCUGUUCCAGAUGUAGGUGGUGUCCCAGGUCAACGGGAUAGUUCCCCUGCUCAGGGUCCAGCUGGUCCCCCAGGUAGUGCAUCUAGUCCAGGUGGUGCUGGUGGUGAGGGGGGUGGUUCCAGCGGUAACCAAAAUACUGGUAGUCCAAGACCAGGGACCAGCAAAAGCAUCAUUAACAAAGACAAGGAUAGGAAGAUUACCAUCCCCCCCUACGAAGUUCCUAUUAUAAUGGGUCUUUCUGCUAUGAGUUAUUUCCUUUGCAAGUAUUUUUUCCUCCGUAAAAGAAGAAAACGUUACAGAAGAGGUUAUGAAGGAUCUGGUACAUCUUUGCAGGAACAAAUUAUCCAACACGUAGAAGAGGAUGGUCCACAUGAAUAUACCUUAGUAAAGGAACGACAUCCACCAAGAUCUGCUCCAACAAGAACAAAGAGCCCCCCAAAACGGGCUGCUGGUCACCGCAUGAUUAUUGAUAUCCAUUUAGAAGUCUUAGACGAAUGUCAAGAAGGGGACAGCAAACUGGUCCAACAGGACUUUUUUGAAAUUUUGGUUCAAGAAUUAAUGGGAAAUGAGUUCAUAAAGGAAGACUCUUUUCCUAAGGAAGUUGUCUUCAAGGAAGAUGUUCCUAAGGAACAGAUUCAAUGUUCAGAUUCCGGAUUUAGGGAGGAAGACUUUGUUCAUAAGGAAGAUGUUCCUAUGGAAGAUGUUCCUAAGGAACAGAUUCAAUGUUCAGAUUCCAGAUUUAGGGAGGAAGACUCUGUUCAUAAGGAAGAUGUUCCUGAGGAACAGGUUCCAAGUUCAGAUUCGGGGUUUAGGAAAGGAAGACUUUGUUCCUAA
Messenger RNA from Plasmodium coatneyi, 3087 nucleotides. RefSeq names its product SICA antigen. Lineage: Eukaryota; Apicomplexa; Aconoidasida; Haemosporida; Plasmodiidae. The transcript has 10 exons. Bases 1 to 3087 code for a protein of 1028 amino acids. The record is from RefSeq and is a predicted model, not a curated record.